Messenger RNA from Alexandromys fortis (reed vole), 5948 nucleotides. RefSeq names its product zinc finger containing ubiquitin peptidase 1 (gene Zup1). The record is from RefSeq and is a predicted model, not a curated record. The transcript is spliced from 10 exons. NCBI's taxonomy places the organism in Eukaryota, Metazoa, Chordata, Mammalia, Rodentia, Cricetidae. Bases 1421 to 3238 code for a protein of 605 amino acids.
AAGGGCUGUUGUGGCUGCGGUACUGCGGAGGGCUCUCGGAGGCCAGAGCUCUCUUUCGGUUCGCUGUGGGGCAGAGUCUCGGGUGGCCUGACCCACGUCGCUCGGGCGGGCUGUGCGGGGAGCGGCGCCGGACGCUGGCGGCUCCCGCGGUGGGGAAGGACGGCGGCGCAGCCGCUGACCCCGUCUCCUGGCCGGCUCUGGGUAGCCGCAGGGCCGGUGCCGGAGCCGGGUCGGACGUUAGCCCGGUGGGACGUUGGCGCAGAACUCCGUCAGAUUCGGGCCUUAACGCCUUCGCCACCGCGCACCCAGGCUCCCCUUGGCCUGUCUCACUUCUACUCUUGCUAUUAGCCCAUCAAAUCUAAAUUCUCUGAACUCGUUUGAUACUGAACUUCAGAGGAAUGAGCUGUUAGCUAAUGUAACGAAACCAGCGACUAUAACCCAGUUUUCUGGAUUUCGUGGAUUCCAGGAGUGAGUGCUGUUUUCCUACAGCCUCUCAGCUUUUACCUUUGGGCUCUGCAGUGUGUGUUCAGUUUCUGGCUAGAGUGACCUGUCUGAUCCAGGGUUUUCAUGUAUGUAAAAACGAUUCAGUUUGACAUUUGUAAAGCCCGGAAGUGUUAAUACUAAGGUACAUUUACCCUUCUCAUUAAUACAUGCAAGUAAAUAUACACGUAGACUGCACUUUUCCUUUAACCUUACCUUGCAUGAACACCUAAUUAAAUACACUUUUUUUCUAUCUUUUGAAUCAAACACUUUGAAUUUUUGUUUUGUGUGAUGAAGUCUCACUAGGCAGCUCUGACUGGUUUGAAACUGUGUAGACCAGGCUUGCCUCCAAUUCAUGGUGAUCAACCUGCGUCAGCCUUAGGAGUGCUGAGAUGGAAGGCAUCACCAUGCCUUAGUGAAAUGUUUGAUUCAUAAAUUUAUUAUUUUUAUUUUAUUAUUACCUUUGAUAUGUUGAAAUUCAGGCACACGUUGAAUAUCUUUUAUUUAAAAUAUUUAGAAAUACAAUGCUAAACACAAAAUUUCUGUAUGUGUCAUGUACCUCUUGUAUUUUCAUGUAUACUUAUACAUGUAUAUUUAUAUUUUCAGUGUGUCUGUUUUUGACUGUCAUCCGUCCCAUGAGAUCAGGCAUAGAUCCACUAUGGAAUCAUGUCAUACAUAGCUCAGAAGUUUUGCAUUUUGGAACAUUUGGACUUUGGAUUUUUGGAGAAGAGAUGCUUAACCUGUAGUGAGGUUUUGAUUGAUGCUUAGAAUUAAGUAUAUGAAUUUAAGGAAUGAUAGGUAUACUGAAUAUUUUUUGCCAAAGCUAAUACACCUCUAAAUACUCCAAGAGUGACCAAGUAAUUUUAUGAAAUGUCCUUUUUCUUCAACUCUUGCUUUCAGAAUUGUGAUUUUGCUUCAUUUCUAGGCACAUGUCCCCACCAUGCUUUCCUGUGACAUCUGUGGUGAGACAGUAGCCUCAGAACUAGAUAUGAAGGCUCACCUAAUUGUUCACAUGGAAAACGAAGUUACAUGUCCGUUUUGCAAGUUGUCAGGUGUAAAUUAUGAUGAAAUGUGUUUUCAUAUUGAAACUGCUCAUUUUGAGCAGAAUGCACCAGAAAGAAACUUUGGGAAACUAAAUGCAAUACAGUAUGAAAAUCCAGACAGCCAGAAUACCACUCUACAGAGAACAAUGGAAGUUCAUUCAAGUAUUCAUUCAGCUUGUGCAUCUAAUUUUCCAAAAAAUUCAGCCCAAAGCGUUCCUAAAGAUGGGACUUUAAAACAUGAAGCUUUUCAUACAGAGAGGAUAACUGAAUCUAGACAGUACCUGAGAAGCCCAGAAAAGCAGUCUGGAUUGUCUCCAGUACCAGGAUCAAUUUACGAGACAACUUACAGUCCUCCUGACUGUCCCUUUUGUGGAAAAAUAGAGGGGUGUAGUCAAGAUAUGGAGACGCACGUGAAAACAAAACACGCCAGUCUUUUAGAAACUCCAUUAGAAGACUGUCAUCAACCACUCUACGACUGUCCCAUGUGCGGGCUUGUCUGUACAAAUUACCAUAUUCUUCAGGAACAUGUGGAUUUGCAUUUAGAAGAAAGCAGCUUUCAAGAAGGUGUGGACAGAGUCCAGUGUUCUGGUGAUCGAGAAUUAGCUCACCAGCUUCAACAAGAAGAAGACAGGAAGAGGAAAUCUGAAGAAUCAAGACAAGAAAGGGAAGAGUUCCAGAAGUUGCAGCGGCAGUAUGGUUUAGAUAAUUCUGGUGGAUACAGACAACAGCAGCUACGGUACAUGGAGAUGGAAGUAAACAGGGGAAGAAUGCAUCCCUCUGAAUUUCACAGCAGAAAAGCAGACAUGAUGGAAUCAAUAGCUAUUGGUAUUGAUGAUGGAAAAACGAAAACUUCCGGAAUUAUUGAAGCCCUCCAUAGAUAUUAUCAGAACACUGCCACAGAUGUGAGGUGUGUGUGGCUCUCUACAGUGGUGGACCACUUUCAUUCAUCCUUUGGGGACAAAGGUUGGGGUUGUGGUUAUAGAAAUUUCCAGAUGCUACUUUCAUCAUUACUACAAAACGAUGUGUAUGGUGACUGCUUGAAAGGUAUGUCCAUUCCUUGUAUUCCAAAAAUUCAGUCCAUGAUUGAAGAUGCAUGGAAGGAAGGUUUUGAUCCUCAGGGAGCCUGUCAACUUAAUAACAAAUUGCAGGGAACAAAGGCCUGGAUUGGAGCUUGUGAGAUUUAUACACUUCUGACCUCACUGAGAGUAAAGUGCCGCAUUAUUGAUUUUCACAAGUCAACUGGUCCAUCGGGUACACACCCUCGCUUAUUUGAAUGGAUAUUGAACUAUUAUUCUUCAGCUAGAGAAGGGAAUCCAAAGGUUGUGUGGACAUCUAAACCUCCUGUCUAUCUCCAGCACCAGGGUCAUAGUCGAACAAUUGUUGGCAUUGAAGAGAAGAAAAACCGGACGUUAUGUUUACUAAUAUUUGAUCCUGGAUGUUCUUCCCGAGAAAUGCAGAGAUUGUUAAAGCAAGACAUAGAGCCUGGUAGUCUCAGGCAGCUGCGGAAAUCUGUGGGGAAUCUUAAACAUAAGCAGUACCAGAUAGUAGCAGUUGAGGGCGUUCUUUCACCAGAGGAGAAAGUUAUGAGACAGAAUACUCAUGAGGGACAUGGGCUGGGAUUAAAGGCGUGCACCACCAUCGCCCGGCCAGGUGAACAACAUUUUAAGUGGCUUUUAUGUUUCCAGUUUUAUAAAGUGAGUCAUUGUUGCUGCUAAAAUACUAAACAUGUCUUUUCUGUGCUUUACUUUUGACUUUGUUUUUUUUGGGGGGCGGGAUUGCAGGGUUUGUUAGAUCAUAGCUGUGCCUUUAAGAAUUACAGCUACUAAGGACUUUACAUGUUUCACUGUAUAGAACAUCACUGUAGGGUAAAUGGAUAUUGUUUCUGUGUUUCAAAUGAGGAUGCUUAUAGUGAGUAGUGAAGUCAGAUCUGCAGUGUAGCAGUUUAUCCAGCACUUGGUCUUGUGUAGCCUCUUGGAAAAAGCUUCUUUUUAAGAAGUUUUACUAAAUCAUUUUUCUUUUUAAUAUUUCAUACAUGUAUAAGGAUGUGUUCUGAUUAUUCUCACUACCUUCACCUUUUCUGCUCUCCCCCACACCCGUAUCAACUCACUCUUAGUUCUGAUUUUUUUUCCCCAAAAGAAAAAGAAAAUUGAGACAGGUCUUCUUCACAGUGUAUCUGUGGCUGACCUGGGACUCAUUAUAUAGACAAGACUGGCCUCAGAAAUCACAGAGGUCAGCCUGCCUUUGCUUCCCAAUGCUGAGAUUACAGGUGUGCAUCACCAUGUACUGCCCUAUUAAAGCUAUUAAAUUAUGUUUAUUUUUAUGUAAAUUUGUGUGUGUGUGUGUGUGCCUGUAUGCAAACCACAUAAGUGUUACACCAGAACAUGGUGUCCCCUAUACCCAGAGUUGUAGGUGGUCAUGGCUUUUGGGAACUGAGCUUACAUCUUUUGUAAGAACCACAUCACCAAACACUGAGCUGUUUUUCUAGAAACCUAUUUUCACUUAAAAAUUUUUUUUCAACCUUUGAGACAAGGUUUCACGUGGCCCAGGCUGGUCUUGAGUUCACUGUGUAGCCUAGGUUAACAUUUGUAGUAGGAGCUGCGGGCUGUGUUCCUGCAGCCCGGCUUUCAGCCACCGGCUAGCUUUACUUGAAAUAACAACAUGGAAACUGUAUUCUUUUAAACACUGCAUGGCCCAUUAUAUCUAGCCUCUUCUUGGCUAACUCUUACAUCUUGCUUAACCCAUUUCUAAUAAUCUGUGUCUUACCGGGAAAGAUUCAGCAUGUCUGACCUGGCGGCUUGCUUCAUCACGUGUCUGCCCUGGAGAGGAGAGGCAUGGCAUCUGCCUCACUUCCUCUUCCUCCCAGCAUUCUGUUCUGUUUACUCCACCCACCUAUGUUCUAACCUAUCAGGCCAAGCAGUUUCUUUAUUAAUUAACCAAUGAAAGCAACAGAUUGAUAUGACACUCCCACAUCACUCAUUCUCUUACCUCAACAUCAUGGAUUACUGGCAUUUGAUAUUAUGCCUGGCUUCUCUUCACAUCUUGAUAAUAGUUGCUAAUAUACUUCAGUACAUUCUUAGUUUUUAUUUGGUUAUUCCAGUACUCUGAAUUUCAAUUAUCCUAAUUUGUUUAGUUUAGCUGAGCUUAAUAUGCUUUAGUUUGUAAACCAAAUUUGGAAGCAGCAGAAACAAUGAAAUUUUCCUUUAUUCUUUUAAUAUUUUAUUAACACUAUGAAUAUUUUUUAUAUGUAUAGAAUGUAUUUUGACCAUGGUUUCCUCCUCUAUUCCCCUUAAAUUCUCCCAGAUCCUUAUCCACCAAGUCCUUAUCAUGUGCUUUAUUUAUCUUUUUUCCAUAACCCACAGAGUCCAAUUUUUUUCUCAUAUAUUCCUGGUUAUGAGACCAGCCACUGGAGCAUGGUCAACUUACCAAGAGACAUAUCCUUAAAGAAACUGACUCUCCCUCAUCCCCAAGUUAGAUACAGUAACUCCUCACCCAGGAAUGGUACAGCUGGAAUACUAACUCAUAAUCAACAAGGGUUUUGUUGUUGUUGUUGUUGUUGUUGUUUUUGCUUUUGAGACAGGGUCCUACUCUACAGUUUUGGCUGUCCUGGAACUCACUAUGUGGACCAGUCUAGACUUGAACUCACAGGGAUCUACCUGCUUUUGCCUCCUCAGUAGUGGAAUUAUUUGCUCAUAGCUCUAUCAUUCUUUUCACUUUUUCUUUGGUCCCCUAUUGUUCCUCAAACCCCCUCCCAUCUAUAUCAUUGUGAGUCAGCAAUUUUACAUUUGACAGAGUCCAUCAGAUAACAUUUUGUUUCACUCUAUUUUGCCUUUAUCUAGAAUUUUCUUCAUGACUUGACUUGUAAAAUAUAUAUUACUAAUUUUUUAAGUUUUAGAUCAUAAUUUUCCACUAGGACUUUUCAUUGUUAUCUUGAAAAAAGUACAGGUUUUAUUUUCUACAUUGAAAUGAUGAUAAGACAGAGGGUUGAUACAACUACUCAGCUGUCAAAAAUACUUGCUACCAAGGCUGACCAACUCUAACUUCAAGAUCCUCCUGUUAUAAAGAGAGCUGACCUCUAUAGCAUACACAGGCAUGCACGGAUAAACAAUACAUGUAUUUUUUUUAAAACUGAUAACAUAGUAUAUAUAAUUAAUUUCUAGGUUAUAAUUCAUAGACUGUUUUCUUCUUGAUUCUUUUUCAAGGCCAGGAAACAGGCUUCUCAAGUGUUUACAGCGGAGAAGAUUCCUUGAAUGAAAUAUUUCGGUGAUUUUGUACUUAUCCUUUUUACUGAUAUUGAACUCUGAUACAGUUGAAGAAUUUGAUUUCACUGAAGUCCUUGGUAUAACAUUUAAUUUAUAAGUGCCUGUUAAGUUAUACUUCUUAUUAAUUCAUUGUCUGUAAUUAGUUGAAUAAAAUACCUUGUUUGCA